AUUUGACUUUUAUUCAAAAUUAAUAUGUAGCUUAUAAGAGCAACUCCAAUGGUUAUAAAAUGGACCUGCUCACAAAAAAAAUGAAUAUGUGAGCAGGUAGCCCACCAUUGGUACAACAAUGACAUAAGCAGCUGUUAAAACCUUGUAGCUAUUUUGGGCUACGUAGCUCAAAAAAAAAAUAGCUCAAAUAAAUAAAUUAUUUAAAUUAAAUAUUAUAGGGAGCUACAAAGUGUUGUAGCCUACCAAUGUGAUAACUUGUAGUUUUAAUCAAUUGUAGCUAGAAAUUUGACGUGGCAAAGUUAGCCACAACAUCUCGUAGCUCACCAUUGGAGUUGCUCUAAACCGUGCAUCGCACGGGUACUAUACUAGUACUCAUAGCAGUUGAAAUAACUUGUAUUACACAGAAAGCUACUGAAAUACUCUUGUCGUUUUUCCUUAAUCCCUCUGCUUAGAAGAAUGCGAAAUUGAUCCCACCAACUUGCUCCCAGCUCCUUUGAUUAACUCGAUUUCAUUUCACUUCGUUGAAUUGUAGACAUUGACAGUUUUGACUUUCUAUCUUAGAAGAUCUUGAUUCAUAGGCCUCCACAAAAUACUGCUUAAUGUUUACAUAGAUAGAAGUUUGUGCAGAAAAUGUUCAAAGGGUUUUUGCUAGGACUUAAUUACCUCAUGGCCUUCAAGUGAUGAUGGUCUUUCUCUUGAAUUUGUGGGUGAGAAUUCGUCUUCCAAAAUCAAAGAAAUUGAUUUGUCAUUCAUGUUUCCGUUUGCAAGAUCAAGAAGAAACUCAGCCGUAUUCAUAGGUCUAAGUGAAAACCUCAUGGAUCCCAAAAACGCUGCAGAGAUGUUGAAGCAUUUUGAGAAGCAGAAUGAGUUGCUUGACGAUGCUUAUAAGAAAAUGUCUCAUGAAUUGCAUAGGCUGCAGGUAGAAGAAGAAAUGCUAAUGCGUAAGUUCUUUGAGCUCACAUCUGCUUUGGGCUUGAAUAAAAAGAGUGCAGUGAACAAAAUGGCAUUUGAUGAUGGAGAGAAUGAAGAACCUAAUACACAAGCGGAUCGAUGCAAGUACUGAACAACAGUCACUUUCACAAGAGGAGAUCAGCUUCAGUCAGCUAGUAGCUGCAAAAAGGAACAACAAUGUAGUUGUAGGAUGAUUUUCAGCUUCAGAAGUCUAGGGAUCUUAACAAAAUUGAUUUUUUGUUUAAAUCUUCCCGUUUAACGAUUAUAAAUGAGGUUACUAGAGAUAUUUUGAGAUAUUUUAAACAUGUCUUGUAUAAAGCUGUAUAUACACAAGAAUUUUUUUUUAUACAUUUUGUUUUGGGUUUGAAUUUGAAAGCAAAAAUUUCCCUUAUGGGGAA
Spinacia oleracea (spinach) is the source of this 1349-nucleotide messenger RNA. RefSeq lists its product as uncharacterized. Bases 752 to 1063 code for a protein of 103 amino acids. NCBI's taxonomy places the organism in Eukaryota, Viridiplantae, Streptophyta, Magnoliopsida, Caryophyllales, Amaranthaceae. The record is from RefSeq and is a predicted model, not a curated record. The transcript is spliced from 5 exons.